Molecule: messenger RNA, 2916 nt
Organism: Gasterosteus aculeatus aculeatus (three-spined stickleback)
Lineage: Eukaryota; Metazoa; Chordata; Actinopteri; Perciformes; Gasterosteidae
Source: RefSeq, a predicted model, not a curated record
AGCCGGCAUUGAGCAGAGCAGAAGUGACUGAGAAUCAGGACGCGGAGGACGAACACAGCACCGAGUUUACUGAUGUAGAGGACGGGUUUAUUUAGAGAGAGAAGAGUUCAGACAUCUGUUGAUCCAGCAGCUGAAAUGGCGGUGAGGCAAAGGAUUUUCAACUCCACGGCGCCCUUCUCCGGGUCAUCCCAGGCUGAGCUGAAGGGGUCUUACCCAUCCUGCUCGGCGGCGGACCAGGGGGCGGCGGAGGAGGAGGAGGAGGAGGAGGGUGGUGGUGGUGGUGGUGGGAAGGACAGCAAAGUGGGCUUCAUGGCCGGCCUCAGCCCGCUGAUAAACAAACUCCUGACACAUGGCACGGCCGAGCAAGUGGGAGAAAGGCCGCUGAAGACCUCGACCUUCAUCGCCCAGGCUGAAUGUGAAACCCAGGACUCCCAAGAGUUCAGUCCUUCCUGCUUUGAGCGCUCCUUCGUUCCCUCCCCGAACUGCUUCAGCAGCAGUCUUUCCUCAGAGCACAACAACGUGGCGUGCCCGAUCACAGCCCGCGCCCGGGAGCCGGGCGGCUCGCCGGCCCAGCUCGCCCCGAGGAGGAAGACCCGGAGGAGGCAGAAGGGCGCCGGCAAGAAAAAAGUGGAGAAGAAGAAGAAGGAGAGGCAGCGGCACCGACACCGGCACCGGCUGCGCUCCGGAGUCCCCGAGCAGGAAAGCGGCAGCUCCCUUGUCCGGACCCUGGUGAGAACUCCGGAUGAGUCGCCACUCGCAGGCGGAGGCGACCUCGCCGCGUCUUGCUGCGGCGGCAUUAAAAGCUCCGAGGAGCAGGAGCGAGGGCCGGCUCCCUUCGGCCGACAGAUCUACCACACCGGCUCCAGCUGCUCCCCUCUCGGGUGGGGGGAGCCGGCGUGCGGGGCCCUCGGCGCACUCGACGCCUAUGGGCGGGACAGCGACUCGGACUCCCUCGGCGGGCCGCUGGGAGACUGCUCGCUGGCCCUCGCCGGCCUCCGGGGCAGCGUCAGCCAGGGGGACCCCUGCUACGCCGGGCCCUUCUUCAAGGAUGUGGAGAGGGAGGCCAGAGAAGAGGGAGGGGGCCGCUCAGCGGGGGACUCCGACAGCACCGAGGGAAUCAUCUUCUACAACCAAAACAUCCAGCCCGUGGACUCUGAAUACAAGGAAGGGAGGGAGUAUGUCCUCACGCAGUUCAUCAAGGGGGGGUCCUACGGGGAAGUGCACAGCGCUCAAGACGUCAACACGGGCUUCAAAUUUGCCGUCAAAAAGAUCGCCCUGAAGAGGUUCAGCAGUGAGGAGGUGGGUGCGUGGAGCGCCCUCAGAUCUCCUCGCGUGGUGGAACUCUUCGGAGUGGUCCGCGAGGGGCCGAACGUUCUCCUCAUCAUGGACCACAAAUAUGGCUCGCUGGGCCGGCUGAUAGCGCAGCGGGGCCGGCUGCCCGAGGACCUGAGUCUCCACUACCACUCGCAAACCCUGACGGCCCUGGAGUACCUACGGAAGAAGAAAGUGGUGCAUCUCGACGUCAAAGCGGACAACGUGUUGCUGUCGGAGGACGGGAGGGACUCUUUCCUCUGCGACUUUGGACACGCGGAGAGACUCGACAAUCAGGGACGCAGCCUCAGCGGGUCCAAAGACCUGAAGGGCACAGAGACCCACAUGGCCCCCGAGGUGGUGAAAGGGGAACACCGCGGAGCCAAGGCAGAUGUGUGGAGCAGCUGCUGUAUGCUACUGCACAUGCUCAACGCGUGCCAGCCGUGGACCAGGUACUACACCUGCAGACUCUACCUGAAGAUUGCCAACGAUCCGCCGCCGCUGCGGGAGAUCCCGCCAGACUGCAGCCCCCUCACAGCGGAGGUUAUCAGGGCGGGACUUCAGAAGGAUCCGGCCAAGAGAGCAUCGGCCUCCCACCUCAAGGAACAGACCGCCAGAGCGCUGAAAGAAGUGGGAGGACUCACCAGUGCGGUGAGGGGACCCUACACGGAGCCCCUAUUCGUUUCCAACAAACCUCCGGACUCCCUGCAAGUUCUCGACGGCAGCGGGAGGGACGAGGUGGAGCACCGGGAAGCCGCUGAGGACGCGGUCAGCGCGGUCAACAGGACGGAGGAGGCGGGGGAGGAGCCCAAGCGAGACUCGCUCUCCUGUCCACAGACGUUGAUCUCUGAGCCGAACUACAAGAGGGGUCACAAGGUCACCACCGUGCCCGAACUCGAGCUGCGCAAACUGGAGAGAGAUUUCUACCUGAGCAGUCUGUCCCAGCUCCACCCGGCUGAGAUGCAGGAGCAGCUGCUGUCGUGUCUCAGCAGCGACCCGUACUCCACCUGGGAGCCCUGGGACAAGAAGGACUCUGGCCGCUGGUCUCUGAGUCCAGGAGACGACCUGAGCUCCGGUGUCUUCUCCUUCAGCAGUCAGCCGGAGGCGCAGGCCUUCAGCGUGGACCUGCUGAGUCACUCCCAGCAACCGCCGGCCUGCUGUUUUGAAGGGGUGGACGUCUGCAUCCGAGACUUCAACAGGAGGAGCAUCCGCAUCAGGGAGACGCGGCGGGUGAAGGUGGGCCACAUCGCCACCGGCAUCAGCGAUCAGAUCACCGAGAGGGUUUUCACCCUGGAAACCCCGCGGGGCAAGCGAGUGGCUCACGACGAGGAGGUGCAGGAGUCCGGUCUGGAGCUCAGCUGUGUUCCGGCUCCAGACUUCAGCUCCACCUGGAGGUGGAGGAUCCGAGACGGGGUGCUGGAGACCAGAUAAGAGGCCCGCGGCUCCCUCUGUCCUACACGCCGCCCUCUGUAGAAGGGUUCCAAACAGCCGCCUUGACCUCGUCUCACGUGGCCUGUGCUUCCAAACGGGCCAAAAAUAAAAUCAUGCACGUCUCAUUAUGACGCCCUUUUUUAUUAUGUGUUCAAUAAAGAGCAUUAAAAACUA